Molecule: messenger RNA, 6878 nt
Organism: Fundulus heteroclitus (mummichog)
Lineage: Eukaryota; Metazoa; Chordata; Actinopteri; Cyprinodontiformes; Fundulidae
Gene: wnt7aa
Product: wingless-type MMTV integration site family, member 7Aa
Exons: 4
Coding region: 1398-2447 (349 amino acids)
Biological process (GO): cell fate commitment; canonical Wnt signaling pathway; positive regulation of JNK cascade
Cellular component (GO): extracellular region
Molecular function (GO): frizzled binding; cytokine activity
Source: RefSeq, a predicted model, not a curated record
UCAUCUCUGACCUGCUUCCCUUUCCCUGUUGAACAGAAACAUCCCCACAGCAUGAUGCUGCCACUACCAUGUUUUAUCACAGUGAUGAACUGUCCAACAUCAUGUGUGGUGUUAGCUUUCCACCAUACAUGUUUGGCAUGUAGGCCAAAUAGUUUUAUAUAUUGUAAUCUGUGACCAGAGCACCUUCUUCCAAGUGUCUUCUGUGUUUUUUAUAGCUUGUGACAAACUGCAAACAGGACUUACUACUUUUUUUCAACCUUCUUGCCCCUCUUCCGUAAAGGCCAGUGUACAAGUAUCAACUGUCCUGCCAGACAUUCUUGGACCUGAGCAGUGGAUCUGUGCAGCUCCUCCAGAGUUACCAUGGGCCUCCUGGCUGCUUCUCUGAUUAAUGUUCUCCUGUCAGUCCAGGCGGAUGUUCAUGUCUUUGUAGUUCUGCAGGUGGUCCAUCCUCUCUCCAUGUUCAGAUGAUGGAUUGAUCAGAGCUCUGGGAGACGUUCAAUGAACCUGACCCUGCUUUACGCUGAUGCAGAACUCUCUCCCUGACCCAUCUUCUGGGUUCCCUGGUCUUCAUGGUGCUGGUUGUUCUUUAAUGUUCUCUAACAAACCCAGUUUGUUGGAGAACAUUAAACUGUGAGGCCAGAAUCUGAACAGCUGGACCUGAACUGAGAUUCUAUUAUUGCUCACUUUAGUUGCACCCGUCAACAUGAAAGCUUUCCUGGUAGCUAGGCCAGAAAUAAGGGAACUGAGAAAGGUGUAAUUCAUUUCCCCCUGUAACUAUUUAAAUUAAAUUAAGGCAUUAACGCCUCAGCAUAACAUUUCACGAGAAGGCAACAAUUUUAUAUUUAACAACAUUUUGACUAGUAAUUAGGUCAGUUUUAGUCUUAAAAAUACUAAAAUGAAAGCAAAUGAAUUCUAGGCAAAAAUCCUUUGCUUUAAUUCAGGCAGUAGGCUAUUUAUUAAUCUAUUUUAAAUCCGUUAAAUGUUGGCGCAGAAAGCAUCUACAUAAAGCCGCUGUGGUCUCCUGGCCAGCCUGCUAAUCAGCAGCUCUGCGCUUUGGAGGCUUUUUUCUUCAUCACCUUCAGUAUCACUGCUUUCCUCUUGUCUUCCUCGUGGACACCCAGCGCGCGGCCCGGAGGCAGAUCCUCGGCAGAACACGCCCUGAUAGAAAAGGUAGACCCACGCAGAGUGGGGCUCAGACAGACGCGGAACGUUCAGCCGGACCACGCCGGAAUCAGCAGUCCCAAUGCCCCCCCCGCAGCCUCCCACAACCGGACUCCCACCCAAUCAGAUCGGGACAGGCCUGUCGGCACUUUGCGUGGACUUACUGUGGACCGACGGCUCGGAACACCUGGUGAUCCCGAAGGAGGUACCCGCAGCGGCAGAGGAGUAAGCCCACCAUGAGCAGGAAGACCCGGCGCUGGAUUUUCCAUUUUUUCCUCUGCCUUGGAGUAGUUUAUGUGAAAAUUGGGGGUCUGUCAUCGGUGGUGGCACUGGGAGCCAGCAUCAUCUGUAACAAGAUCCCAGGCCUGGCCCCCCGGCAGAGGACCAUCUGUCAGAGCCGACCCGAUGCCAUCAUUGUGGUGGGAGAGGGGGUCCAGAUAGGCAUCAACGAGUGCCAGUUCCAGUUCCGGCACGGCCGCUGGAACUGCUCGGCCUUGGGGGAGAGGACCGUGUUUGGGAAAGAGCUCAAAGUGGGUAGUAAGGAGGCUGCGUUCACCUACGCCAUCAUAGCAGCCGGGGUCGCCCAUGCUGUCACUGCAGCCUGCACCCAGGGGACCCUGAGCGGGUGUGGCUGCGACAAGGAGAAGCAGGGUUUCUACAACCAGGAGGAAGGCUGGAAGUGGGGCGGCUGCUCUGCGGACGUCCACUAUGGCCUGGGAUUUUCUAAAGUGUUCGUGGAUGCACGGGAGAUCAAGCAGAAUGCCAGGACGCUGAUGAAUUUGCAUAACAACGAAGUGGGGCGAAAGGUCCUUGAGAAGGGAAUGCAUUUGGAGUGCAAGUGCCACGGUGUUUCUGGAUCCUGCACUACCAAGACAUGCUGGAUGACGCUCCCUAAGUUCCGACAGCUGGGAUACAUCCUGAAAGACAAGUACAACCAGGCGGUACAUGUGGAGCCUGUUCGCGCCAGCCGUAACAAGCGUCCCACCUUCCUCAAGAUCAAAAAACCACACUCCUACCACAAGCCGAAAGACACAGAGCUCGUCUACAUUGAGAGGUCACCCAACUACUGCGAGGCCAACCAGCUGACUGGCAGCAUGGGAACGCAGGGGCGCUUGUGCAACAAAACUGCUCUACAACCCAACAGCUGUGACUUGAUGUGCUGUGGUCGUGGAUACAACACUCACCAGUACUCUCACGUUUGGCAGUGCAACUGCAAGUUCCUGUGGUGCUGCUAUGUCAAGUGUAACACCUGCAGCGAGAGGACAGAGGUGUAUACGUGUAAAUAGAGAUAUUUAUUAGAUGCUUAUUAGGACGUGCACCUAGGCUGAGCUGCAUGUGUGUAUAUGUCUGACUGUGUUUGUGUGUGUGUGUUUGUGUGUGUGGUUUUUGAUUAAUAUAUUAAAAUGCAAGAGUUUUUGUGUGUCUUUAGAUUACAACAAUUCCAUCUGGCUCAUCCCACUUCUGUUGGUUGCGAUGGCACCAAUGAACCUUAAAUUAAUCUUCUAGAUUCAUAAGUGUUCUGUUAAUCUUUAAAGUCAAGUGCCAUUUAAUAUUGCAGACUACUUUUGUGCAGUCCAUAAAUGUCUAUAGGUACAGUGUGACUCAUGUCAAACUGUAAUAGCUUUUUAUUUUAUAGAAUAAUAAUUUAUUGACAGAGAAAACUACUGAUCACAUUGAACAUACACUGACCACUACAUCUGCUUUGUGGUGUGGAUGAAAAGUUUGAAAAUGAUAAGUGCACUUAAAAGCAAAAAGGUUUUUGCAACUUUUAUUUUCUUUGUGGCAACUUAAACACUGGAGCUAACAAAAGGAAAUGAAUCCAAGUGAGUCAAAGUACCCUUGUAGCCUUUUUUGUAGUGAGCCUACAACAAGAACUACUGACCAUGUGCUGAAUAUGAUGGUGUUGUGUUCUACUUUCUGCUCAUUCUGGACUAAGUUUCACCAGGAAAACGUGCAGCAGUGAUGUUUGUCCACAUGCCCACACAUUCACACUUAAAGAUUAAACUUGUUAGGAGUUAACAUAUCCAAAUAACUAUUGUUUUGAUGGGAACCAUUAACAUCUCAGGAUAAGGACCAUUUAUAUGUGCAAACUUACAACCAUGCAAAUAUCAAACCCUAACAUUAUAUUAUUAACCCAUCACACUGAUGCUUUAGAACUGAGAGUCAGGAGAUAAGAAAAUGCAAGUGAUAAAGGGGGUAGAAGUGUGACACGAUAGAGUAAAAUAUCGCAUAAGAUCAAAAGUCAAACUUGGGAACUGUUACCUGAAAGUCUGUAGACAAAUGGAACGUUUGGACCAAAACUGACACUGGUGAUGCUACUAUCUGAAGCCCAUUGAACAUGCACUAGGAUCUAUACCUAUAGCGCCAAUAGACAAAAGAUAAACAUUAUCCAACCUACUUAAAUUUUGCAGGUCAUCGUGGUUCCUUUAAAAACCAUCCACUAACCUCUGGAUCAUAGUGUUGCAUCUUGAUUUGAUCUUUCUUGAUGUUUCUUUUCUUUUUGUUCUCAUAUGCAGGGUUAGUGCCCUUGAUGGUUUUAGUGAGAUAUCUACACAUCCUCAUAGCUGUUGGCACUUUAGAUUUCCACCUGUCAUUUAAUAUCCUCUUACCUUCUUUAUUUUUAAAUAUUUUGUGCUUUAAAACUCUGAUGUCCACAGAUAACCCUGUAGUUUUUAUUAAUCUAAAAAGGCCUGCACCUUCCUUUCAUAAGCAUGUUAAAAGUAUCAAGAUAUACCACGUUUUUUUAAGUUGUGGUUCCAUAUCUGUAAAAAAUGUCCAUGAUAUUGUUACCGCAGUUUGAAGUCCUUUAAUGCGAUGCUAGAAAAAGUGCUUUAGUGACUGCUGUAUUCUCCAGCUCUUUUACCCAAUUGGUAAUGCAGCACUGCAGGAACAGCUACGAGGUGGAAACUAAAAGAGCACCACACAUUAGUGUUAAGGUAACACAGAUUUAAAACUAGAGCAGGCAAGCUACACGCAUGUUACUGAGGCUCUACCAUAGCUGACUGAUUAAGCAGCUAAUGUCUGCUUGUUAUACUUCCAGUGUUACUCUAUUAAGAGCUGAACAAAGAAGCAGCAACACUCCAUGCCAUGAGCACUUGAAAAGUACAACUAAGCUAUUACUAGCUUUACCACUAGUUUAAGAUCACAAUACGGUGAUAAUGUAACACCCCUGCAGGUCCCUCCUCAUAUUAGGCAUCAGGACACUGACACAAGUUCAGAAGACGAAACCAGUGCCCCAGUUGAACCAUGGUUGUGGGCCUGCAUUGUGAAAAUGGUACAUUUUGUGCUGUUGAUCCACAAGUGUAGCUACUGCACUGCCUUUAUUGAGACUGGGUUUCCCUUUAAAUGUGCUGCUAGGUGUCUGUAAAGUUAUGAUGUUUGUAACAGAGCAGCCAUAUUGACUCUUAAAGCUAACAUUGUAAGAAAUGCAAGCCUCCAGACAUUAAUGUCCCAUAAUGUUGGUUGACAGAAUAUAUUUUAUACAAAACUAUUUUUGUAUAGAUUGCCUUUAUUUAUUUAUUGUAUAUCUGUGUAAUCGUUGUUCCCUAAUCCUUUCAGGCUUUGCUUUUAAAUAACAAACUGUGGAACAAGUUGUGACAGGUCUUGUGAGGAAAUUUGUGAAGUAACUUUCUGUGGAACGAUAUGGAGAAGCUCAUGUCUGAACACUAGUAGAGAGAUUGGAUAACCUAACUUUCUCUGCUUGAAUAGUAAGGAAAAACUUUGAACUGUCCUGCUCCACUAAUGGCUGGUCAAAUGAAGGCCCAGACCAAUGGGAAUCACUCUCACUUUUAGGUUAGAUUUGUGGUUCUUAAACUGUGGUACUAGUAUCAUUUGUGGUAAUAGGGUUGCCUUUAGUGGUAGUCAAAGAGAAAAUUGAUAUCAAUAGUUUACAAGGUAACCAAAUGAAUUAGCUAUAAUGUAAAGCCCAUACACUCAAACAGCCAAACAAUUAUUAGUUUAACAACACUGAUCUUAGCUCCAAACUGCUACUAUUCAUUAAUGCAAGCUAAUAGCAAAAUGUGGUCAGUUUUCAAGUCCAAAAAAGCCACAAGUAUGCUCUUCUGUAAUUGGUAAUUAGCUAUUUGAAGAAGAGCUAAAAGCAUGUUCUUCCAAAGGACUCAGGAGCACAGUGAUGAUGUCACCACUUGUGUAAGAUGUAUCUCAGGAAUUAUAUUAUUUUCUGUCUUGGAAUCUGAAAGUGAAUGCAUCUAUCCAACUAAUGGCAACAACCCACUGAGUCUAUAGCUACAGUAGCCUGCUAGGGGAGCUUAGCUCCUCCGAAAACAUUAGAGCGCAUUUAAAAGUGCCCUUAUUCUUGAUUAAUAAAUGUGUUUAUAAAGUUUUGAGGUCUGCUUACAAGUUUUAGUGACAAAUCAAUAGCAGGUUUUUCUUCAUCCACCUUCUCUUUUAACCUCUGCCGGUUGUAAAGUGCUAAAUUCGCAGAAAGCUGCAUUGAUACAUCAUUUAUAAAAUCGGCGCAGCAAGAACUCAUUCAGGCUCUUGAAGCAUAUUUACUUUGAUCCAUACUUUGGAUUGAAGCAGUACUGGGGAUGCUGCUGAUGACGAAUAAGUAAACACAGCAGUGCUGACAGUGGCUAAUGUCUCUGACAUAUUCAGUAAAUAUUAAGACACAAGUGGACCAAAACUGCAGAUACACAGUUUAUUACUGCAGCUAUCUGUGAUUUAACAUGGUAGUUCAUUGUUGCUGAAUGUGGAAUAUCAUUCUUUGAUAUAAGUCACAAUCGAUGUAGAAAGGUUUUUUAUAUAAUGGUGUCUUCAUGAACCUCUCCAAAACUUUUCAGACCAGAUAGGUUUUAACAUGACAAAUCUGCUUUGGUUUGGGUUCUUCUUGGACUACUCACUACCUUGCAGGAACAGUUCCUAGUUGUUUUCAAAGUUCUGGGGGUAAAACAUGGCUUCUAGGGAAGGUAAGAAGCUAACUAAUCAUGGCCUGUCCACAGAACCCUAACCCUAGCUAAAAAUGUCUGACUAUUUCUUCUAGCAAUACCAAAAUGUUGCUUACAAAAUAUAGCCUUUACAAUUCAGCACUGCCUUUUCUAAAAAUCAGUUUGCUAAAAAAUCACAACGCUGCUUCCUUAUUUUGAAGGUGUAUACUGUAGGCCAUUUUUUUCUCAAAAGGAAUAAUUUACAUUUAACCAUAAUAUUUUUAACUUUUUAUUUUACUUAGGGAACAUUUGAUCAUCUCAAUAAAAGAGCAGGUAUCAUUACAAACUAUAAUUAGCUAAUUAAACAGAGAUCAGUAUUUUACAGUAAGUCUUUAUGAAUAGUUGAAAAAAGAAUUUUUAGAUCUUUGUUGAGUAGUGAAACCAAAUAAGUUUGACAUGGAUGCCUAAAACAUUUAAGGAUUUACUGUACAAAGUUUCAAAGCCUUUUGUAACCAUUGUAGACACUGAAACAACCCAAUGACCCAAAGUGUUAAAUGCUUAUUUUUGCCCUAAUAACUACACAUAUAAAAUGAUCUGAGAUACCUAAAGUGAAACGUUGGCUGUCGGUUCUUAAAGCACAUCCAGGUCUCAGGACAGGCUGCAGGCUUCUCUCUCGUUUCUUGUAAACUUUGAAUCAUCCUUAGGUUUUUGUUCCCGGAUGUUUUCCCAGCUGUUGGAGUUCUCUUUAAUCGGAGCUAUUUGUUGAAAUGUAACACUGAAAAAUAAUGUUUGUUCAUUCUUUGUUGUGUUUAAUAAAUGGCUCUGAAUUAA